GACAGACACAAUCGAUUCGCAAUGAUUCGACUCGAUUUGAAUCGACUAUUUUGUUAUAAAAUUCAUUUGUCUUGAGGUUUGCUCUUGGUCGCUCGUGUUGUCUUGUUGCGCGAGUUUUGGUUCAUACAAUUUUUGAUUGAAGCAACAUCUAUAGUUCUGGCUGGCAGUGUCGUAUUUUUUAUUUCUAACUCUAUAUUUUGUGAUCCAACUCCACAAACAAAGCAAAGUAUACACGAACACACCCCUUCAUUGCCUUGUGGACUUUUGCUUACAUUUACGUUUAUUUUUAGUGAAUAAGAUUGUGGUUUGUAGUGUCUUAACCAUUAGUAGAAUGCUAAUGUUUUAACUGAUCGUCCAGAAGACCUGAAUUGAGUUCGUAGCCGGCAUUUCUACUUUUACAAAGCGAAAUAAUGAACGACAGUGGCUGUAUACACUUAAAUAAUUUUAAAGCGGCGAAAGGAACAAAUCCUUAUAAAGUUGUUCACGCUUUUUUUGUAUCUUGCACUUCUUUCGAGGCUAGGAGAUACAAGGCUACAUCAUGUCUGUGCUUUGUAUGCAGGCAACCGGGACCUCGCUUACACUCUUGUCUACAUUGCAUUUUCUUCGGCUGUUAUCCAGGACACAUACAGGACCACUGCAAAAAUAAGAAGCACUUCCUUUACAUUGAUUUAGGCUAUGGAAAUAUAUACUGUAUGCAAUGCCAAGAUUAUAUCUAUGAUAGAGAGUUGACUGAAAUUGCUAUGUCCCACCGAAUUCAACAAGCCAAAUCCCUAGGAAUCAGUGUGCCAUUCAUGCCUUGGUUGCCUAACAACAAUGAAGCACAAGCUCUCCGCCGUCUGCGGAAGCGUCGGCUCAUAAGCCCACAGACCACCAUUGGGCUUCGUGGCUUGCAGAACCUGGGCUCGACGUGCUUCAUGAACUGUAUUGUACAGACAUUAAUCCACACUCCAUUGCUUCGAGAUUACUUCCUGGCAGAGAGACACAAGUGCAAAGCACAGGUUUCCCUGAAAUGCCUCGUUUGUGAAGUUUCCAAGCUAUUCCAGGAGUUCUACUCCGGGCUCAAGACGCCUCUGACGUUGCACCGCUUACUGCACUUGAUCUGGACGCACGCGCGCCAUCUCGCGGGCUACGAGCAACAGGAUGCGCAUGAGUUCUUUAUUGCUACCCUCGACGUGUUGCACAGGCAUUGCAUGAACGGCGUCGAGACAGAACCAGAAAAGAAAGAAAACGGUCGUUGCGACUGCAUCAUCGACCAGAUAUUCACCGGCGGCUUGCAGAGCGACGUCGUCUGCACCUCUUGCUCCGGGGUGUCCACGACGAUUGACCCAUUCUGGGACAUCAGUCUCGACGUGGCCGGCCCAGGGUCCCUACAAGCGUGUCUUGAAAGAUUCACUCGUGCAGAACACCUCGGCUCUGGUGCAAAGAUCAAAUGCUCCAACUGCCGCGCUUACCGCGAAUCGACUAAACAAUUGACGCUCGAAACCCUGCCGAUAGUCGCCAGUUUCCAUCUCAAACGCUUCGAGCAUUCGUCGCAAAUCGACAGGAAAAUAUCAGCGUUUGUUUCAUUCCCUGCCGAGUUGGAUAUGACGCCGUUUAUGUCGUCGCAUCGUCGCGCUGUCGAUGUGGGUGCUGCGGAUAAUAACAACGCACCCGAAGGGAUAUUUGAGGACAAUCGCUAUUCUUUAUUCGCGGUGGUGAAUCAUCUGGGGUCGCUGGACGCAGGGCAUUACACGGCGUACGUGAGGCAGAUGAAGGGAAGCUGGUUCAAGUGUGACGACCACAUGAUAACCCGCGCGUCGCUUCGUGAGGUGCUAGAUAGCGAAGGGUAUCUGCUCUUCUACCACAAGACUGUUCUGGAGUACGAGUGUGAAGUAUCUUAAGUUGUUGGAGUAUACAAGGUGGUAACUGUCUCAUACAAUAUUUAGUAUCGAUAUCGUCUAUCAGAUAUUUCGGUUUGCUUUAAGUAGGUAGAAAUAAAAAAAACAUACAUUUGAUCGUUCGAAAUGUAAGAAAAAGUCAUGUUCCCUCGUGAUAUUAGUGCGUAGAAUUUAGGAGUGCGUAGUGAGAAUUUUUGAUUCGAAAUUGAUCUCGUUCACUUUUCGCAGCCAUUGCAGUUUAGCAUUGUGACGUGGCGUUAACGAUUGAACGCAAUGAAAUUUGAUUAUGCUAUUGCUAACACUGGUGUGUUGUCGUUUACACUCAGAUUUUAUACAAGUCGCUUAAAGUUAUCUGACAUAUGAAUACUGCCAUCUAGUGGGAGUAGAUGUACACAUACUAGAUAAAGUAACAGUCUGUCCAGAGCAGCUUUCCUUGUGCGAAAAUAAACGAAAUCUAUUUAGAAUCGAAAACUCGCACUACUUAUUUUGUCUGAGUUUCGCGGGAUUAUUCACGAAUUUGUUAGACUUAAGCUUUAAUGUUAAUAAAUUAGACUUUCAAUAGUAAAUGUUUGAAAUGUUUUACAAUAUUGACAAGGACUUGAAAAUAAUUACAGUUCGCUUUUUUAAACCUCAAAAUUUUGUCUAAGUGCGCACCACGGUUUUUUGCAACAGAUUUUUUUAAAUCGUGCUAUUCUUAAAUACAAAUCUCAGUUAUUUUGUGCGAACGACAUCAGGCGCUUAAAUAUCUAAUAUAUAUCGUGUGUAAUGAUUUACCUUUUCAUGGAGUUUAUUUUAAAUAUUGACAUUCUAAUUUACAAAUCCCGCUUUAUAAUAUUACAAAAAAUUGUAAUGUAAGGGAAAUCUAAUAUCAUAAUUAUUAUUCAAGUGCUGAGAGUGUUCAUUCCUAAAAACGUUUAGUUAUGGAACUACGAAAAGAAAAAUUGAAUGACCAUUGAAUGAUAAAGUUUGUGAUGGGGAAUGCGGAUAUGAUUCUAUAGCUAUUGUCACAUGUCGGCCAUGAGUGUUAAUGGAAGGGAUACACUAGUUAACAUUUGAGUGUGAAAUGUUCCCUAGUGUGACCUCACCUUUACUGUAACAUAUUUCAAUUUCAUAUUAAUAAUUAAUAUACUUCAUGUUAUUAAAAGUUAACGAGCCAAUAACUAGGCCAAAAUGACAUGGCACAUAUGCUAUAUGUUUAGACUCAAACACUAUCAAUAUAAUUGUUUGUUGAUGUCCAUCCUAAAUAGCGUUAAAAUUACAUGUAAAAUACUACUAAGUAAAUUUUGCACGACGUGUUUUUUUUAAAUAUAAUUUUUCUUUCUCAGUUUUCAUUGCUAACCAUCUUUGUCCUCGGCCCGUGCGUUUAGUUUUAUUUAGUUCGCAGAACAAACAUUUCAAUCUACCUCGCUGUUUCUCUCGUUUGCAUUUCUCACAAGCCUAGUAAUGGAUUAAUUCUUAUAGUGUAUAUUGCUUUGAAAUGUACUUUUAGUGUGGUUGGUUAACACUUGAGCUAAAUUUAAAAUUAUUAUUUAAGCAAUUCCAUUUAUUAUUUAAACUUUUCUGGACAAACCCGAAACAUAAAGUUAUGAAAAGUUUAUUUUAAACAUCCCAAAAGUCAAACUGCAGCAUUAAAAAUAUUAUCUCGAUAAUAUUUUUAAUCUUCAUUGAAACCAAGUUUUACAUUUUUUUUUGACGAUGAAUAAGAAACUGGUUAAGAAGCCAUAGUUUGUUUUAUGUGUCAUUCAACUUAUGUUCACUAAUAUUUGCACGGAUAUUCAAAUGAGUAUGUAAGAAAUGAAUCAUUUUGUUUAUUUUUAGCUCACGUGUGUACCGUAUUUAAUAUGUGUUUAAGUAGUUCGUAAACUUACGACUGAACUGAAAUUAGCUUAAUGUGAUAUUUAAUAUUUAUGAAUUGUAUUAAAGUGUAGUUAGUUGUAUGAAUUUACAUUAUCAGGAGUUUUUGUUUCGUUUCUUUGAUGCUUUGGUUUGGUGCAGGCGAGCGGUGAAAUGCUGUAGCGAUCUGUCUGUUUAUUCACAUUGAAUUAUUUAAUAUCGUACCUGAUAAUUAUAUUAUUUUUAGUUCGUAUGUAGGUACGUACGACAUAUUUUAUAUGGCUAUUGACUUCAGUAAAGUUUGAAAAUAUUGUGCUGCAACACAAAAUCUUACGAGCUAUUUGAAUUUCUCUUUACUGAUGAUGCCUUAUGAGAGUCACAUUAUUAUAGAUUGACAAUGCUUUGUAAUAACUAUAGUUUUGUGGACGUUUUGUUACGGCCAAGUGAAGCAGCAAAAUUAAUACGAUGUCUUCUGUCAUAUUUUAUUGGUGUUAAAAUCCCAUGAAUAAAUUAAAAUAAAUUGUAUCCUAUUUGUAUUCACCGCUAGCUGGUAACCAUCGUGUGACAAUUUUAUUUGCAUUUAAUAAAUUUAGUAAUUUCUAUCCGAGCCUAAUCAAAUAUCUGGCUAUUUAGUCCAUGUUAUAUUAUGAUAAAAAUGUGAUAAAAUAUCGCUAUAUUAUGCAAUAUCGUUUUUAUUUGAGACAAUGAUUUAAAUCAAAUAAUUGAAAAUAUUAUGUGUAUACUAUCUCAAAAAAAUAGGUUUAGGAAAUAAAAAUGGAAAUAAAUAAAAAAAAUACUUCGAGUAUGUAAAAUAAACCAUACAGGUGUAUUCAAAUUGUAAAUUAUUCUGUUGAUGUUGUAUUUAAAUUCCGAUAAUCAUGAUAAAUGAUAAUUUAUGUCGUGUAAAGAUGUAUCAAAAUAUAAUUAUCACUAAUAAAGUACGCGGCGCUUGGCGAAUAUGGAUUUAUCUUCAUAAAUGUUACUAUUAAUAUCUAAUUGUUCAAUGUUACUAUGGAAUUAGCAGAUAUAAGAUUUUAAUUCCUUAAUACGAGUACAUUCAGUAAACAUGUACACAAUGCCCAUAUCUGUCAUUCGUCGCAGUGAAAGAUUUAUCAAGGUCGAAUUCGAAAUCAAAAAUUGUUUGUAUCAUAUCAUACUGCGGUUUCCAAUAUUCUCAGUUUCAAUAUCAUACAAAGUCUUGUAUGAAUUAAGAAAUAAAAAAUAUAAUGGUA
Messenger RNA from Plodia interpunctella (Indianmeal moth), 4942 nucleotides. RefSeq names its product non-stop (gene not). Lineage: Eukaryota; Metazoa; Arthropoda; Insecta; Lepidoptera; Pyralidae. The transcript is spliced from 7 exons. The record is from RefSeq and is a predicted model, not a curated record. Gene Ontology annotation, biological process: protein deubiquitination. Gene Ontology annotation, molecular function: zinc ion binding; cysteine-type deubiquitinase activity. The coding region runs from base 411 to 1880 and encodes 489 amino acids.